Fibroporia radiculosa is the source of this 1080-nucleotide messenger RNA. RefSeq lists its product as uncharacterized. The transcript has a single exon. The record is from RefSeq and is a predicted model, not a curated record. Bases 1 to 1080 code for a protein of 359 amino acids. Lineage: Eukaryota; Fungi; Basidiomycota; Agaricomycetes; Polyporales; Fibroporiaceae. Gene Ontology annotation, molecular function: RNA polymerase III core binding. Gene Ontology annotation, cellular component: nucleus. Gene Ontology annotation, biological process: negative regulation of transcription by RNA polymerase III.
AUGAAGUACAUCGAGCUUCCCGAGCUCUCUCGCCUUGCUCAAGCGCUCACCCACGAAGGCCCGGAGUGUUCUGUGCACACUCGCAUAGAGGCAUACAGCUGCAAGAACAUCAAGCGUGACAAGAAACUUUUCCGGUCGCUCGAGAACGCAUACAAUGAUGAGGUCUCCAGCUCGCCACCCAUCCCUUCUUUCAUGGCACUCGAGCGCGAGCCCGAUAUGACCCCUUUCGGCCCCAUGCAGGAACACCACUCGCGUAAGACACUCUACCUCCUCAUCGCCACUCUCAACAUCGCAUUUCCUGACCACGAGUUCUCCGACGUCCGACCGUGGCACUUCAGCCGCGAGGAGAGUGGCGCGAGCGUGCUAACCGCUCUCAGCACCACUCUGAUCUCUCCUCACCGCGCAGGCAUGCAAGCACCGCGCACCUACUCCGCAUACCCACCUACCUCUGCCGACUUCUUCCCUUCAUCAGUGCCGACAUCCUCCUCUCCCAUAAAUUAUGUCAAACCGAGUCCCUAUGCACCGUCGAAGGUGGUCUCAGGCACCCAUCCUACGCUGUAUCGAAUACUGGACGAAGUGAUCGGGCUGAAGGAGUGUGAGGUCUAUUCCUACACGCCGGAUAUGGAAUUUGACCCUCAUGCGAACGAUUAUUCCGAUGACGAAGACGACGUUGCAUCCGUCGGAGACGAAGACUCGUCUACUGACGAGGAUGAACUCGGAUUCCAGUUUGACGAUUACGACAUUGACGAGAUACCACAUCGUCCGACUUGGCAGAGUGCGAAGAGCGGGCGCACCGCAUCUAGCGAGGACUCGGACGACUUUCCCUUCCGAAUGUCGUCUUCGAUGCACAUUCGAAUGAAGCGGCGGGGUGCCCUUCUUUGGAGCUCACAUUGGUUCUUUUUGAACAGGAAGUUGAAGAGGAUAUUGUUCAUCACGGUGUGGGCGAGAUCCAAAGGCAUCAGCUCGUGGAUCGAUGAGGAUAUGCACGUCGCAUCAGAGAAAGUUGGCGAGAGAUUCUUGGGGUGGGACGGUGCUAUCGGCGCCGGUGCAAGAGCAAUGGGCCUCAGCGCUUCAAUAUGA